GCAAUCUGCAGUUAAAUGAUAGGUGCCAUAUUCAGGACAGAGUCAUCCGUUUCCAUUCUUUCCUCCUCGUUGCGCCCACAAGCAGGUGAUCCGGUGACAAAUUUGUCUUCGUUACUAGAAAAUAAAGAUCGUAUUCAGCGAAGUUUUAAGGCAGCCGCUCCCCAUCUUCCCAUAGUAAAGAUGGAGGCGCCCUGAAUGUAAACUACAGGUAAUACCACUUCCGUAUUUCUCUUGUGCCCUGGUCUAAGAUGGCGGACGAGGCCACCCGGCGUGUCGUGUCUGAGAUCCCGGUGCUGAAGACCAACGCCGGACCUCGAGAUCGGGAGUUGUGGGUGCAGAGACUCAAGGAGGAAUAUCAGUCUCUUAUACGGUAUGUGGAGAACAACAAGAAUGCGGACAAUGACUGGUUCCGACUGGAGUCCAACAAGGAAGGGACUCGGUGGUUUGGAAAAUGCUGGUACAUCCAUGACCUCCUCAAAUAUGAGUUUGACAUCGAGUUUGACAUUCCUAUCACAUAUCCCACUACUGCUCCAGAAAUUGCAGUACCUGAACUAGAUGGAAAAACAGCAAAGAUGUACAGGGGUGGCAAAAUAUGCCUGACUGAUCACUUUAAGCCUUUGUGGGCCAGGAAUGUGCCUAAGUUUGGACUAGCUCAUCUCAUGGCUCUAGGGCUGGGUCCAUGGCUGGCAGUGGAAAUCCCCGAUCUGAUUCAGAAGGGAGUGAUUCAGCAUAAAGAGAAAUGCAGCCAAUGAAGGAUCAAGCCACUGAGGCAGGACAGAGGGACCUUUGAUAGGCUACUGUUCCUGUUUUCCUGUGCAUCAUUCUUCUUACUCAUCUAACUGCUUCCCCUCAUACCUCUUCACCCAUAAUUGUUACUAAGUAGCUGCAGCAGACACUGCUGAAAAAAAAAAAAAAACAGCACUGCCGCUGAAUUUCUUAAGUUGGGCUACCCAGGAAGAGGAAAGACUACGGCCUUGAAAAACCAAGAGGCAAUUUAUAUCCCUUCCCUAGGUGGAGCACUGCGAGGUCUAGAGGGAUAGGGGGGGACCAAAAGUGGGUACAUAGUCUUUCUGGUUUCUGGAGAUAACUCAUCAAUAAAAGCUGCUUUCUCUGGUG
Molecule: messenger RNA, 1116 nt
Organism: Bubalus bubalis (water buffalo)
Lineage: Eukaryota; Metazoa; Chordata; Mammalia; Artiodactyla; Bovidae
Gene: UFC1
Product: ubiquitin-fold modifier conjugating enzyme 1
Exons: 6
Coding region: 249-752 (167 amino acids)
Biological process (GO): protein K69-linked ufmylation
Cellular component (GO): cytoplasm
Molecular function (GO): UFM1 conjugating enzyme activity
Source: RefSeq, a predicted model, not a curated record